This is a messenger RNA of Cuscuta epithymum, 1774 nucleotides long. The record is from the annotation of a GenBank genome assembly. NCBI's taxonomy places the organism in Eukaryota, Viridiplantae, Streptophyta, Magnoliopsida, Solanales, Convolvulaceae.
AAUCAAUAGCCCCAUAAUGUCCAGAUGGGUGAGCUGGUCAACUUUUCAGAUAACAAGAUAUGGUUUUAAACCAGGUAAGCUGUAGACAGUUUAGAAGAGGGAUGAAAGCACUUUGAAAGUUCAAAUGGGUUUGGAUUUAAGAAGUAUUCCAACAGGGCUACCAGGCAAGGUAUUAGCAGACAAAACAUAUAGGAGCACAUAAUGGGAAGCACGAGAGUCAAUCAUAAUGUUCCUUCACUUGUAGAUUUGUGCAUUCAGUUUGCUAUAUGUACUAUUGAUGAGUUGGCAUGCAUUGAGAAGUCAACAGAAGGGAGAGAUCUUAGCUCUGUGAUAGAUAAGCUUUGGAAGAAGUUUUAUGAGCAGGAAUUUGGUGAAGAGAACACCAAACAGGUCGUUGAGAGAAUGAAGCACAAAAAAAUCACUUUUAAGUGGAAACACAGUUGUAUGAGCUCAAGUUGUUCACACACAAAGUUGAAGGUCGAGGAGGAAGCUGAGCAAAAAUCCCUUGAAAGAAUCAAAUAUCUUUACGAAAAACAAGAAGCUUUACGAAAAACAAGAAGCUGGUAUGGGGAGAACCUCGCCAGGGGCCAGGGAUACGUACGAAGGGUCGGACGGCAUGGAGGAAGAAGAGGAAGUUGACUUCCCGGCGUGGAUGGUGAAGGCUCCAACAGCUAGGAGUGGGAAAAACCGAACCGAAACCCGGAAACCGACCCUGGACCGACUCGAAUUAUGAUCCCGGUCCGGGUUUUUUCUUUUUAACCGGACCGAAUUCAAAAAACCCGGACCGAACCCGAAAUUCCGGGCUCAUUAACGGGCCUUAAAAUUUAUAACCCGGACCGGACCGAAAAAACCCGAAACAAUUAGCUUUAAUAUAAAAUUAAUAUAGUAUAUGAAUAUAAAUUUAUAAAUAUUUCCUAAUAUACGAUUAUAAUCAUGGUGGAUGAAAAAGUGAUUUUAUAACUUUUAGUGACUACAAAUUUGUUCAAAUUUUUAGCGUAAUUACCAUGAAAAUAUGUUUAUAGCAACUCUAUUCACAUUUUUAUCUAUAAAUUUUAUUUCGUAAUAUUUUUAAGAAACCUAUAUUAUUUAUUUAUAUGCAUCGUAAAUAAAAUAUUAAGAUAAUUAUCUUCUUUGGAUUUGAAUUGUUGGUGAUUUUGGGGACUAAUAUUUGUGUUAUUAUUUGCGCUUUGUAUUUUUGAUUAAUUUUGUUUGAAAAUAGGUGUUAAAAAAUAAAAGAACAAUGAGAUAUUUCACGUUCGGGCUUUAACCGACCCAACCCGAACCCGGACCGAAACCGGGCUACCAAAAACCCGACUCGGACCGAAUAUAAUGGGCUUUGUUCCGGUCCCUAAUUUUCAUAACCCGAGACCUUCCGGGUAAUUUCUGGGUUUAGCAAAAACCCGACCCAGACCGGACCGAUCCCACCCCUACCAACAGCUGAGUGUGGUGACUUUGAGUUUGAGGAGGUCCUCCUUGAACGAGACGCUUCAAAGGAGAAUAAAUUUCUAUGAAGUCUUGUUUCACUCCUUUAUGUGAUACUAGUAUGUGUCAUGUUCUUUGUGUGUGGAUAAUAAUGUGCGCGACUAUUACAUGAUGAGUGUGGAUAAUUGAUUAUGUUAAGGGGCUUUAAAUUUAACAUUUUUCCAACUAUGUGUGCAUGUAUUGUACAUGUUCAACCCGUUAGUGUAAGGUGUAGGAUGCACGUGUUUGAAAAUUGUGUUGUGCAGUUGUGUCUUUUUGUGCAUUUCCUGAUCAAUAAAAAGUGACAGUGGAC